Aegilops tauschii subsp. strangulata is the source of this 777-nucleotide messenger RNA. RefSeq names its product peroxynitrite isomerase Rv2717c. The record is from RefSeq and is a predicted model, not a curated record. NCBI's taxonomy places the organism in Eukaryota, Viridiplantae, Streptophyta, Magnoliopsida, Poales, Poaceae.
AAUAAUUAGAUUGUGCAACCCAAGCCACUCCCCAUCGUCCCGUUCAGCUCACGAAACAAGAGAGCAGAGAGGUGAGACCAGUCCGAAAAUCCAACCGGAGACUUCAAGAAAUGGAAGCCGCCGGCCCUCCAACGCAGCCGCCGGCGCCGCACCCAUUGGUGGCUCCGCUGUCGUUUCUGCUGGGCAAGUGGCGCGGCGAGGGCGAGGGGACCUUCCCCUCCAUCGUCCCGUUCCGCUACGGCGAGGAGAUCCUCUUCUCCCACCACCCUUCCAAGCCGGUGAUCUCGUACACGCAGAGGACGUGGAAGGCGGCGUCCGGCGACCCGAUGCACGCCGAGAGUGGGUACUGGCGGCCCCGCCCCGACGGCUCCGUCGAGGUGGUCAUCGCCCAGAGCACAGGCCUCACCGAGGUCCAGACAGGUUCAUAUGAUAGUGAAAAGAAAACAGUGACACUCCAAAGCGAACUUAUUGGCAAUGCAGCAAAGGUGAAGCAGAUCACGAGGGCUUUUCAGGUGGUGGAUGGGGAGCUCUCGUACGUCGUCCAGAUGGCAACAAUCACAAACAGUCUACAGCCACAUCUGAAAGCGCUUCUCAAGAGGAUCUGAGCAAUCUCCUUGGUUGGGAUUGCGGUAACAUACCGUAUCUGAAGCUCUAGAUUCUUUGGGAAACUUAAAGCUCAACUAAUAAGGAGCUUCUAUUUAUUAUUUGCGAGGACAUGAAAACCUAUCAUUUGCUGGAAUCUGAAGAUUAUUCAGGGCUUACAACAUUCCGUAUUAA